This is a messenger RNA of Asparagus officinalis (garden asparagus), 1859 nucleotides long. Its product is annotated as preprotein translocase subunit SCY1, chloroplastic. The coding region runs from base 76 to 1659 and encodes 527 amino acids. The record is from RefSeq and is a predicted model, not a curated record. Gene Ontology annotation, molecular function: signal sequence receptor activity; transmembrane protein transporter activity. Lineage: Eukaryota; Viridiplantae; Streptophyta; Magnoliopsida; Asparagales; Asparagaceae. The transcript has 9 exons. Gene Ontology annotation, cellular component: chloroplast thylakoid membrane. Gene Ontology annotation, biological process: SRP-dependent cotranslational protein targeting to membrane, translocation.
GUGUGCAUUUCUGAAUGCAAUAACACUGCAUCCUAGAGUCCCGUUAUCCUCUCUCUCUCUCUCUCUCUCUCUACGAUGCUCUUAUCAGUUCGAGAUCCUCUCGGCCUCUCUUCAACCCUCUCUCGGAAUCCCGUCACCUCCAAGGGAUACGGUCACCGGCUGUGCCGAGCUUUGCUGUCGGUCGAGGGAAAUCCCAAAAGAGGAAGGCACAGUCAACACGUUGAUGGAUCUGCUUUUGAUCCAUUGGGUUUUAACUCAGAGACGUCUUCAGGUCUUACUGGUGCUUGGGAUAGUGUUGUAGGAUUCUUUUCUGAUACAUUUCAAAGUACAUCGAGCACGAGAAAGGAGAAGCCUUCAACCCGAGGGCUCGCAGCUUCAAUCGAAGAUAGCUCCAUUGAAUUUGGCGAUUUUUUUAAAGGUCCGCUUCCAGGAAAAUUCCUGAAACUCUUAGGUUACUUAGCAUUAUCCAGGCUUGGGAUAUACAUUCCUUUAGGAGGUGUAAACCGAGAUGCUUUUGUUGGUAAUUUGGACUCAAACAGUCUGUUGAGUACUUUAGAUUCAUUUUCUGGUGGUGGCAUUGGUAGGCUUGGAAUCUGCUCGCUGGGAAUUGUCCCUUUUAUAAAUGCAUCUAUUGUGUUCCAGCUACUUACUCAGCUUUAUCCCAAGCUGCAAGAUCUUCAGAAGAGAGAGGGGGAAGCGGGAAGGAAGAAGAUUCUUCAAUAUACACGCUAUGCUUCAGUAGGUUUUGCUAUAGUGCAGGCUAUCGGGCAAGUGCUUUUCCUCCGACCAUAUGUCACUGAUUUCAGUACAGAAUGGGCACUGUCAUCAGUCACAUUAUUAACUCUCGGUUCGGUAUUCACUACUUAUAUCGGGGAAAGAAUAUCUGACCUGAAACUCGGAAACGGGACAUCGCUAUUGAUAUUCACGAGCAUUCUAUCAUACUUGCCUGCAUCAUUUGGAAGAACAGUUGCAGAAGCUUUUCAAGAAGGGAACUAUGUCGGACUUGCUACCAUCGUCUUGUCAUUUUUUCUACUGGUUCUUGGCAUUGUAUAUGUCCAGGAAGCCGAGAGAAAAAUACCACUUAACUAUGCAUCAAGAUACAGUAGUAGAAGCGGGGGGCUUGGAAAAUCUGCAUACCUUCCUUUCAAGGUGAACAGUUCUGGGGUGAUGCCCAUUAUAUUUUCGACAUCUUCACUAGCUUUGCCUGGUACUCUGGCACGCUUCACUGGCUUAGCUGCUCUAAAAAAUGCUGCAGUUGCAUUGAACCCUGGAGGUGCUUUGUACCUCCCAACCAAUAUAAUGCUGAUCGCAUUCUUCAAUUACUAUUAUACUUUUCUACAAUUGGAUCCUGAUGAUGUAAGUGAACAGUUGAAGCGCCAAGGUGCUUCAAUUCCACUUGUUCGCCCUGGGAAGAGCACUGCAGCUUUUAUUAAAACUGUCCUUAGUAGGAUAUCGGUUCUUGGUUCAGCCUUCUUGGCCGUACUGGCGGCAGGUCCAGCGGUGGUCGAACAAGUUACACACCUCACUGCGUUCCGUGGAUUCGCCGGAACCUCUGUUCUCAUCCUUGUCGGGUGCGCCACCGACACGGCAAGAAAAGUUCAAGCUGAGAUCAUUUCCCAAAAAUACAAGAACAUUGAGUUCUACGAUAUUAACAAGUAGGACUCCUGAAGGCAAAAUUUGGACUCUUUGGCUUUACUCAAAAUAUUUGUUAUCGAUAACUUUUUUUUUUGUAUUCUAUAUUGGUGAUAUUGUACAUAACAUUUGUAAAAAGCUGCAAAAUUUAGCUUGUCUGGACAAGAAACUUCUCCUGUUUUGCAGCUGCGUAUCCCUAAUGAAAAUGGCGCGUAUGGUACUUUGUG